Messenger RNA from Stegastes partitus (bicolor damselfish), 492 nucleotides. RefSeq names its product calmodulin-like 4a (gene calml4a). Gene Ontology annotation, molecular function: calcium ion binding. The coding region runs from base 1 to 492 and encodes 163 amino acids. Lineage: Eukaryota; Metazoa; Chordata; Actinopteri; Pomacentridae. The transcript is spliced from 5 exons. Gene Ontology annotation, cellular component: myosin II complex. The record is from RefSeq and is a predicted model, not a curated record.
AUGGCCUUCUUUGAGUUUGAUUUUGCACUUGCAGCUAAAUUCUUCACACCAGCUCAAAUCAAUGAGUUCAAGGAGUGCUUCUCCUUGUAUGACAAGAAGCAAAAGGGCAAGAUUCAGGCCAAAGACCUGAUCACAGUUAUGCGCUGCCUCGGCACGAGCCCCACGUUCGGCGAAAUCGAAAGACAUCUACAAGUUCAAAAAAUUGAAAAGAACGGUGAGCUGGACUUCUCUACGUUCCUGACCAUGAUGCACAGACAGAUGCAGCAGGAGGAUCCCAAGACGGAGAUCCUGGAGGCCCUGAGGAUGACGGACAAGCAGAAGAAAGGAUACAUCCAGGCCGCCGAGCUGCGAGCCAAACUCACCAAGUUAGGAGAGAAACUCACCGACAAAGAAGUGGACGAGCUCUUCAAAGAGGCAAACGUCAAGUCGAAUGGGAUUGUCAACUAUGAGGAGUUCACCCAGAUGGUGACGCUGCCACCGGUCGAUUACUGA